AUGGCCCGCUUCUCUAUUCCAACAACAGCCAGGUUACCAUCCUCAAUACGAGUCGAUGCUUCCAAUCCUGCUGUUGUUAAGAGUCUCAAUCGGCUUUCACGAGAAUCACUUAUUUCCUUGGCAUUAGACUGGCUUGAUGAUGAGAGUCUGCCCAAUGCCGUACCCUAUAUUGAAAGGAGAGAUAAGGAUGAAGAUGAAGAAAACGACGACCUAUACCCUGCCUGUCAAUCAGUUGACGACUUGCAGCAACUUUAUGUUGACAUGCAGCACCAAAAAGGGUCAAAACGAGAUGUCGUUAGCAGAAUUGUUGAAGGCGAUUGGAGGAUUGGCCUAACGCUGUAUCAAUUGGCCAUGGCAGAUAUGGCCUAUUUUGAACAGAACCCAACAUCUCAAAGAUGGACAGCAUAUUCGAUUCUGCCCUUGAAGCAGCCAUCUCAAAAUGCUGGCGAAGACCAAGUGCUCAAGGUCGAUCAAGAGAACCUGACAAUUCCACGAUUUCACCCCUCAACAUUCCUACAAAACCUUCAAACCCAUGUGUUGCCCGACGUCAAGGCACAUUAUCACUUUCACAGACCAAAAGAUAUACCUGUCUUGCUCUUGCGGAUAUUCGUUGUUGACUCACCUUACAAUACCGACUUUGCUCUGUCAAGCCGAGACGCUUCUGGCACUGCGACCAACUUCGACUCGUCAAGAACUGUGUACAUUGCGUUUCCGGACGGAUCGCCUUCUCUAUAUAUCACCAAAUCGCAGGCCACUGGUUCUGUCGCCUCGGGCGAUUUAAAGAGUUUGCAAAGCUUAAUCGUCGAUGGAGUUCCCAAGGCCCUCUCACGUCCUCGUGAACGAUAUACCCUCAAAUCAAGCAGUCUCUCCAGCAAAAACUUGGAGGUCUUGUUAGAAAAGAAUGGUUCUGGUCGGACAAAUGCUGCGGGAGGUGGCUGGAGCAUCUACUCCAGCGAAUCAACAAAAGUGUCACCAUUAGACACCGUUCUUCCAAGCCCACCACUAUCUCGAGAAUCGUCGGCCAACAACCUCAAACGUGGAGCGCCGUUGACAGAAUCCCAACAGGCAUCGAAAAAGGCAAGGCUUGCUGCAAAGGCUCGAUUUGGUGAUUCGGCUAUUGUCACGGAUGGAAAGGGGGUGGAAAAGGUUGACAUUGUGAUACAAGAUCCAUUUCCUACUACAGGUGCGGACUUUAGCGAACCAGAAGACGAAGAGAACGAACAGGGCAGUACAGAGCACGGUAGCAAAAACAAACGGAAGAGUAAGAUUACCGCAGUCAUCCAAGAGGCAAACGCUACAACGGAUGAGGAUAGCAGAAACGAUACAGCCCCAUCUCAGCGAUGGACGCCCACUGUCAAAAUUAAGUUCUCGGGGAAUCACGUCUGGGCAGGCGUACGGCAACUUGUCGAAGCUGGGAUAAUCGAUGGAGAACAGACGCCUGGGUGGAUGACAGGCGAGGAUGGUGUGACAACAGGACUUGUGAGGCAUGGAAGGAUACGCGGGUACAAAGGCUCUGGCAUAUAA
Fusarium pseudograminearum CS3096 is the source of this 1524-nucleotide messenger RNA. RefSeq lists its product as uncharacterized. The record is from RefSeq and is a predicted model, not a curated record. NCBI's taxonomy places the organism in Eukaryota, Fungi, Ascomycota, Sordariomycetes, Hypocreales, Nectriaceae. Bases 1 to 1524 code for a protein of 507 amino acids. The transcript has a single exon. Gene Ontology annotation, biological process: chromosome segregation; CENP-A containing chromatin assembly.